CUUGGCUGAUAACGCGCGAUUGCUAAUCAAUUUUUCACGAACGGUAUGGAGCAACAAUAAUAAAAACGCGAAAUUUUUGGAAAAGUCACAGUCACAGCUGUGGUUGGCAAUAAUAGUUGGGGAAAAAUGAAGAGUUUUUAGUGUUUUUUUUUUAAAUGUUGGAAUAGAAUAAGCAAUUGACAAUGACAGCGAAUAUACGAAACGACAAUAGUUAUAGCGACGACAAUUUUUCGGACGAUGAAAGCGCCCCGCUUACAGAAAAUAUUUAUGGAGGAAGCGUCCGAACAGUUCUCGAUACCAAAGGAUGGGACGUCUUCAGGGAUCCUCCCAUCAAGGAGGAAUCCGGUUCGAUGGCGAACCAAAAAUGUCUAGAAAUCACUGUAAAAAUUUUAAAAAUAGUAGCCUAUUUAGUCACAUUUAUCAUAGUGUUAGCCUCCGGAGUCAUAUCGAAAGGGACCAUUUUGUUUAUGACUUCACAACUCAAGCCUGGUGAUAAUAGACCACUUCAAUAUUGUAAUAAGGAUUUAGGUAGAGAUAAACAAUUUAUAGUCAAAUUACCGACGCAAGAACGCGUAGCGUGGAUGUGGUGUCUGUUUUUCGCAUUUUGCGUGCCACAACUUGGAGCACUUUUCAGAUCAACGAGAAUGUGCUACUUCAAGUCAUCGAAAAGGCCACCGUUUUCGCACUUCCUGAUGAUAUUUGUACCGGAAACUGCUCACACGAUCGGCCUGGCGCUUUUGUUUUUCUAUGUCCUACCGGAUUUGGAUGUGGUCAAAGGAGCCAUGUUGACGAACUGCUUGUGUUUUGUGCCAGCAGUACUGGGUCUUCUUUCAAGAAACAACAAAGAAUCCAGCCGCUUUAUCAAAGUUAUCAUGGAUCUGAUAGCGAUAUCAGCUCAAGCAACUGGUUUUGUAUGGCCAAUAAUCGAAAGAACCGAUCUCUGGAUAAUUCCAGUUACGAUUUUCCUAAUAUCUCUCGGAUGGUGGGAGAAUUACAUAUCGAAACACUCACCGUUGCCGUUUAUUAAAAAAAUUGGCAAAAUGAAAGAAUCGUUUGAUAGCACCCGUUAUUUCACUUACAUGUUCAUGUCCAUAUGGAAAAUCCUGUGUUUCUUUUUAACUAUUUUGUUUGUGUUGCUGGUCAAAGAAGGAGAAGUGGCUUUUUUCUUCACCGAAUUUUCAGAAAGCUUCAGUUCUCACCCAAUAAGAGUAGUUGAAAUUAAACCUACGCUGGGUGGUACAGUUUUACCUGACAUUGCUGAAAUUAUAUCCGUAGGAGACGACAGGAUAAUCUCCUCAAACGACUGGAGUCCAAUCUACGUCCUACUCAUUAGCAUUUCCGCUUCAUAUUUAGUCUACAUUUUCGGCAAAUUUGCUAGCAAAAUUAUGAUCCAAGGCUUUUCUUACGCUUUUCCAAUCAACCUAACCAUCCCCGUGAGCGUUUCUUUGUUAAUAGCAGCUUGCGGCUUACGCAACGGUGAUCCGUGCUUCUUCCACGAAACUAUUCCAGAUUAUCUAUUUUAUAAUAUACCUGACAGUGAUUUCUUAAAUAAUUUUGUUUCCCAUCAACACGCUUGGAUAUGGUUGUUGUGGCUGUUAUCACAAACUUGGGUUACUUUACACAUAUGGACGCCCAAAUGUGAACGUUUAGCUAGGACUGAGAAAUUGUUUGUUAUACCCAUGUAUGAAGGCCUGUUGAUUGAUCAGAGUAUGGGAAUGAAUAGACGAAGAGAUGAUGAAGCAGAUGUUAAAACAGAAGACUUGGACGAAAUCCAAAAAGAAAAAGCAGACGAGUAUUACGAAACGAUUUCCAAUCACACUGACGGAUCCACACCGAAAUCCGUGAAAAGCUCGGACAAUAUCACCAGAAUUUAUGCUUGCGCAACAAUGUGGCACGAAAAUAAAGAAGAAAUGAUCGAGUUUUUAAAAUCGAUUCUACGUUUAGACGAAGACCAAUCGGCCAGGAGGGUGGCUCAAAAAUACUUGAGGGUUGUAGAUCCAGACUAUUACGAAUUUGAAACUCACAUCUUUUUCGAUGACGCCUUCGAAAUUGCCGACCACAACGAUGACGACACCCAAGUCAAUAGGUUCGUUAAACUUCUAAUUGCAACGAUUGAUGAAGCGGCUUCUGACGUCCAUCAAACUCAUAUCAGAGUGAGGCCGCCCAAGAAAAUUCCAACACCGUAUGGAGGUCGUCUCAUAUGGCAACUUCCAGGCAAAACCAAAAUGAUAGCACACUUGAAAGACAAAAUGAAAAUCAGGCACAGAAAACGCUGGUCCCAAGUCAUGUACAUGUACUACCUCCUCGGUCACAGGCUUAUGGAGCUGCCAAUUUCCGUCGACAGAAAAGAAAUGAUUGCUGAAAACACCUAUUUGCUGACCCUGGACGGAGACAUCGACUUUCAACCUUCCGCUGUCUUAUUGCUGAUCGAUUUGAUGAAAAAGAACCGGAAUUUAGGUGCCGCUUGUGGACGUAUCCAUCCCGUGGGUUCCGGCCCGAUGGUUUGGUACCAACUAUUCGAAUACGCUAUCGGUCAUUGGCUGCAAAAAGCCACCGAGCACGUUAUUGGCUGUGUACUUUGUAGUCCCGGAUGUUUUUCGUUGUUCAGAGGCAAAGCUCUUAUGGACGAUAAUGUUAUGAAGAAAUAUACCACUUGUUCUGCCGAAGCCAGACACUAUGUCCAAUACGAUCAAGGAGAAGAUCGUUGGUUGUGCACUCUUUUACUUCAAAGAGGCUAUCGGGUAGAGUACUCGGCUGCUUCUGACGCUUACACUCACGCUCCAGAAGGUUUCAACGAGUUCUACAAUCAGCGUCGUAGGUGGGUGCCUUCUACAAUCGCCAACAUCAUGGACUUGCUAAUGGACUCUAAAAGAACCAUCGAAGUUAACGACAAUAUUUCCAUGCCUUAUAUCGGUUAUCAGAUCUUGCUAAUGGGUGGUACCAUUCUGGGUCCUGGCACUAUAUUUCUUAUGUUGGUGGGGGCUUUCGUGGCAGCUUUCCAAAUUGACAAUUGGACUAGUUUCUAUUAUAAUUUGUAUCCGAUUUUGUUCUUCAUGAUUGUUUGUUUCACCUGUAAAUCCAAUAUACAGCUGAUUGUAGCUCAAAUUCUUUCGACCGGUUACGCGUUGAUUAUGAUGGCGGUAAUAGUGGGUACAGCUCUACAAUUGCGUGAAGACGGUAUCGGUUCUCCUUCGGCCAUUUUUUUGAUAGCCAUGACGGGAUCGUUCUUUAUAGCUGCUUGUCUUCAUCCGCAAGAAUUUUGGUGUAUCGUUCCUGGAGUUAUUUAUCUUCUAUCAAUUCCUUCUAUGUACUUGCUGCUGAUUCUGUACUCGAUUAUUAAUUUGAAUAACGUUUCUUGGGGUACUCGAGAAGUGGCUGUCAAAAAGACCAAAAAGGAAUUGGAGGAAGACAAGAAACAAGCCGAGCUAGCUAAGAAGCAAUCUAAAAAUAAGUCACUUCUUGGGUUUUUGCAAAAUGGUGGCAAUAGCGAUGACGAUGAAGGCAGUAUUGAAAUUUCACUGGCUGGUUUGUUUAAGUGCAUGCUCUGCACUCACCAAAAAGCUGGUGAUGAAAAAGCUCAACUAAUCCAUAUAGGAGAAUCAUUAGAUUUGCUUCAAAAACGAUUGGAUCAUAUUGAAAAGGUUAUUGAUCCAUCUGGUCAUGCAACUAGAAAGCGUAGCAUGUCAGCUUCAUCGAGACACGGAGAUCAUCAUCAUUUGAGUGCGGUCAACGAAGAAGAAACUGAAGACGCCUCAGGAGAAUCGGACUCAGAAAGUACUUCAACAGUUCCACACAAUAAACGUGACGAUUUGGUUAAUCCUUAUUGGAUCGAAGAUCCCGACGUUGGCAAGGGCGAAGUUGAAUAUUUGAGCAGCAACGAAAUGAUUUUUUGGAAAGACUUGUUGGCAAAGUAUUUGUAUCCUUUAGAUGAGAAUAAAGAGGAAAAGGCCCGUAUAGCGUCGGAUCUGAAAGAACUUCGUGACCAAUCAGUGUUUGCGUUCUUUAUGCUGAACGCCCUUUUCGUACUUAUUGUAUUUUUACUGACCCUCAAAAAGGACUACCUGCACAUUAAAUGGCCGUUCGGUGUGAAAACCAACAUAACGUUUGACGAGAGCACACAAGGGGUCUCAAUCACCAAAGAAUACCUUCAACUAGAACCCAUCGGUCUUGUUUUUGUAUUCUUCUUCGCCCUCAUUUUGGUCAUCCAGUUUGUUGCUAUGUUAUUCCAUCGAUUUGGAACUAUAGCUCACAUUUUGGCUUCGACUGAUCUUAAUUUGUGCAGCAAAAAGAAAGAAGAAAUGUCUCCUAACGCCCUCUUGGACAAACAAGCAGUUGAAAUAGUAAAACAAAUGCAAAGGUUGCAAGGUAUCGACGAUGGAGAUUACGAUAACGAUUCCGGAUCUGGACCUGACAGAAUAGGCCGUAGAAAAACUAUCCACAACAUACAAAGGGCUGCGCAAAAGAAACGACAAAUUGGUACUCUGGAUGUGGCGUUUAAAAAGCGAUUCGCUAAGCUAAAUGCUAAUCCAGAUGGAGGCACUCCAGUUCUUAGUAGACGCAUGACAAUGAGACGGGAAACAAUGAAAGCUUUGGAAGUUCGUGUAAAUUCUGUUAUGGCGGAACGUAGAAAGUCCCACAUGCAAACUUUGGGUGCCAAAAACGAUUUCAACAAUAUUACCGCAACAAAUACCAAUAAUAAUACUAGAAAUCAUCGGAGUAGUGUGGCAAGCAGUAUACCCGCAAAGGAGAUAUUUGAAAAUGGUCAUGUGAAUAGGGCGUAUGAAGAAGAGGGUACUUAUGGUAGCAGGAAUUCGUUGCAAAUGCAGCAUAGAGCUAAACCGCAGUGGACUGGUAGUAAUAGCAAGAUGUAAUAUAUUUUUGUAAAUAUUUUUUGUAUAUUUAAACAAUAUUGUAAUGACUGUGAGAAGUUUCUCUUUUUAUUUUAUUCUUACUUACCUACUGUUUAGUUGGUAAAACUCAAAACUGCCUAUAAAAUACUCUUUUUUUAUACUUAAUACUCAAAAUUUUAGACAUCUUCUUCUCUA
Messenger RNA from Ceutorhynchus assimilis (cabbage seed weevil), 5045 nucleotides. NCBI's taxonomy places the organism in Eukaryota, Metazoa, Arthropoda, Insecta, Coleoptera, Curculionidae. The record is from the annotation of a GenBank genome assembly.